GCAGGAAUGGUAACAUCAAAAGUUGGAAAACGCUUUGCGUUUACAGGGUUUGAAGCUCUGAGAGAACUUUUUAUUUCAAAGUUAUUGCCUGAUCGAAAGCUGAAGACACUUUUGCAAUGUCCAGUAGAUGAUCUUCCAGAGACAAAAGAUGGUUAUUCGCUUUUACUUUUCUGGUAUUGGGAAGAUUGCUUGAAACAGAGGUAUGAACGCUUUGUUGUUGCACUUGAGGAAGCAUCAAGGGAUAUGUUACCUGCACUAAAAGACAAGGCACUGAAGACCAUGUAUGUACUGCUAAAGAGCAAACCAGAACAAGAGCGAAGAUUGCUUUCUGCAUUGGUUAACAAGCUUGGGGAUCCUCAAAAUAAGGGCGCAUCAAAUGCUGACUUUUACAUGUCAAACCUUUUAUCUGAGCACCCAAACAUGAAGGCUGUGGUAAUUGAUGAAGUGGAUACUUUUCUGUUUCGACCUCAUCUGGGACUACGAGCAAAAUACCAUGCUGUGAACUUUCUGAGCCAAAUUCGACUGAGUCAUAAAGGAGAUGGACCAAAGGUGGCAAGACGUUUGAUAGAUGUUUACUUUGCACUUUUUAAGGUACUGAUUACUGAGGCAGGUGCAAGUCAACAUGAAGAUAAGGAGAGCAAAAAAGAUGAUAGGAAAAAGGGGAAGAAACCCAAAGAUGCUGAGGAAUCCCAUGUUGAAUUGGAUUCAAGACUUCUAUCAGCUCUGCUAACUGGAGUUAAUAGAGCAUUUCCUUAUGUUUCAAGCAAUGAGGCUGAUGAUGUAAUUGAAAUGCAAACACCGAUGCUCUUCAAACUGGUCCAUUCUAAGAAUUUUAAUGUGGGAGUUCAAGCGUUAAUGCUUCUUGAUAAAAUUUCAUCCAAGAGUCAGAUUGUCAGUGACAGAUUUUACCGUGCCUUGUAUUCAAAACUUCUACUUCCUGCCGCUAUGAAUUCAUCCAAGGCUGAAAUGUUCAUUGGACUUCUUAUGAGAGCCAUGAGAAGUGAUGUCAAUUUGAAACGUGUGGCUGCAUUUUCAAAACGUUUACUGCAGGUUGCACUUCAACAGCCACCACAAUAUGCCUGUGGUUGCCUUUUCCUUCUUUCUGAAGUUCUUAAAGCAAGGCCACCAUUAUGAUCUUCCUUGCCUGGAGGGUACAAUCCAAGGCACAGAGAACCUUCUUACUGUAAUGCAGACCGUGCUAGUUGGUGGGAGCUAAUGGUACUGGCAACUCAUGUGCAUCCGUCAGUUGCUACCAUGGCUGCUACCCUUCUUUCUGGGGCCAAUAUUGUUUACAAUGGAAACCCAUUAAAUGACUUAUCACUUCCCGCUUUUCUAGACAAGUUCAUGGAGAAGAAACCAAAGACAAGCUCAUGGCAUGGUGGGUCUCAAAUUGAACCUGCCAAGAAGCUUGAGAUGAACAACCAAUUGAUUGGACCCGAGAUUCUGUCAUUGGCUGAAACCGAUGUGCCACCAGAAGAUCUUGUUUUCCACAAGUUCUAUGUGAAUAAGAUGAAUUCCUCAAAGAAACCAAAGAAGAAGAAAAAGAAGAAGGCCACAGAUGAUGAAAUUGCGGAAGAAUUGUUGGGAGAUGAUGGUAGUGAAGAAGUGGAAGGUGGUGAUGAGAGUGACAAUGAAGAGAUCGAAAAUAUUUUGGACUCUGCCAAUCACAUGGAAUCAGAUGGUGACUAUGAUUAUGAUGAUUUAGACCAAGUUGCUAAUGAAGAUGAUGAUGACUUGGUAGGUGAUGCCAGUGAUGCAGAGAUAGAUGUCCCUUCAGAUAUUGCUGAAGGGGAAGACACAGAAGCGGAUUUCAUUGACGACGACAAUGAGGCUAAUGAUGAUGAUGCCGUUGAUCUUGGAGAUGCAGAUGAACUUAGCAAUGAUGAGGAUGGAUUCCAUCAAGGGAAAAGAAAACGAAAAUCUGGUAAAAAGGCUUCAGCAUCUCCUUUUGCAAGUUAUGAAGAGUACGAGCAUUUACUAAAUGAGGACAGUCCUCAAGAGGAAGAAACCAAAACAAAGAAGAAACCCAACAGACAAAAGAAGAAGAACAGAUCAUCAAAGUGAACUCAUGCCUUCGACCUCACCUAGGUGGAAUUUUUUCGAACCAUCAAUGGGACAGUAAGAAUGUAUUCUCCUGUUUUCUUGACAUACAAACUUGUAUUAUUUUUUGGUGUCAUACAAACAUGUAUUGUGGCAGCAUUUGAUGAAAACACAGAGAACUACGAGUUCUGGCUGAGAAACAGCUGGAACCACAGGUUCUGGGACGAAAGAAAUUACAUUGAUUACU
Messenger RNA from Rubroshorea leprosula, 2287 nucleotides. Lineage: Eukaryota; Viridiplantae; Streptophyta; Magnoliopsida; Malvales; Dipterocarpaceae. The record is from the annotation of a GenBank genome assembly.